Mangifera indica (mango) is the source of this 998-nucleotide messenger RNA. RefSeq lists its product as uncharacterized. Bases 130 to 801 code for a protein of 223 amino acids. The record is from RefSeq and is a predicted model, not a curated record. The transcript has 5 exons. Lineage: Eukaryota; Viridiplantae; Streptophyta; Magnoliopsida; Sapindales; Anacardiaceae.
AGGGCGGGGUUGAGGGUUGAGGGAAGAGAGGAGUUUGGUAUUUCACCAUAACUCGGGUAGGAUUAAGUCUUUUGGCCUAUUAACAAUAUCCAUUUCUCAUUAAUCGUCAGCGCCAUACUAUCAUCAACCAUGCUGAAGAUCUCCACCACAUCAUCACUAUCUCUGCCGCCUCGUCUCCCUCCCCUUCACUUCAAUGAAACAUUUCAGUUUAUUCCUGCAGCGGCGAUACCAAUCGGUAGAAAAACACGGCUGAGGGUCUCAUCAUCAGAGAGCUAUAAGACAGUGGUGGACGUUGCUUCAACACCGGAAACAAAUGGAGGCGGUGCAGCGGAUGUUGUGAGAAGGUUUUACCAAGGAAUCAACAGCCGUGAUUUUGGCUCGGUGGAGAAGCUCAUUGCGGAUAAUUGUGUGUACGAGGACCUCAUCUUUCCUCAACCCUUUACUGGUCGUAAGGCAAUCCUAGAGUUCUUUAAGAAUUUCAGUGAUUCCAUUAGCACUGAUCUCCAGUUUGUUAUUGAUGACAUCUCUACUGAAGAUUCCUCUGCAGUUGGUGUUACAUGGCAUUUAGAAUGGAAAGGAAAGCAAUUUCCCUUCAGCAAAGGUUGCAGCUUUUAUCAGCUGGAGGGUGUGAAUGGCAAGAAACAGAUAAUAUAUGGAAGAGACAUUGUUGAGCCUGCAAUUAAGCCUGGGAAAUCAGCAUUAGUCUUGAUCAUUCAAAAUUUCUUCGGGAGUAUUCAGGGUAUUAUCAGGGCAGUAACUUGGUUGCUGCAACAAUUUCCUCAACUAGCAGACAGGCUUUGAUGAAAAAGGCUGUGCAUCAGAUGAAGUAAAUUUCAAAGGAAAAAUUGCUAAAUUCUUGAAUCAAUAGAUUGUGAAGUCCUGAAAGACUAAAUCUACAUUUCAUAUUGUUUAUAUAUAUAGUAGUAUAGUGCAUCUAACGUUCCUUAAUUUCAGUUUGUAUUAAUACUGAAUUCAGCUAAUUUAGAUCAUAUUGUGAA